Molecule: messenger RNA, 1006 nt
Organism: Medicago truncatula (barrel medic)
Lineage: Eukaryota; Viridiplantae; Streptophyta; Magnoliopsida; Fabales; Fabaceae
Exons: 2
Coding region: 18-602 (194 amino acids)
Source: RefSeq, a predicted model, not a curated record
GUGUUACCCAUUGGAACAUGGAUAUACAAGAAAUUCUCAAUAUAUUUAAUGCAAAAAAUGUAUCCCAAGUCAAUGAGGAUUGUUCUGAGGGUUUGGGAGGUAAUAAUCAGUCGGAGAGCGAUGAUUGUUCAUCCGAUGAAAACGAAGGUAACACUGAAGCAGAAACUAACAAUGAAGGGUAUGGAUGCAACUUUGAUUCUGAAAAUGGUAUAGAAUGUGCUGCUGACAUAGAGAAAAUUAAUUUUAAGGAGACAUGUUCGGAAGAAAUAAUGAGUUACCAUUUUCCGAGUCGUGAAGUUGCAUUCAUGUUUUAUAACUGGUAUGGUUGUUCACAUGGAUUUGCCGGUAGAAAGAGCCGGGUUGUUAGGAAUGUAAAAGGUGAAAUUGUGCAACAAACCUUUCUUUGCGAGAGGAAUAGAAAUCCUGAUGUUCGGAAAAGAGAGCAUAAACCUACUAGUCGGUGUGAUUGCGAAGCAAAAAUUCAAGUACAUAUUGAUUUCGAUAGCGGGCGUUGGUACAUAUCAAAUGAAUACAAUGAGGAAAUCUGGCAUUCCAACGUCACAGAUUUAUGGUUAUUUUGCUACACAGGCUGGUGGUUUUGAAAAUGUGGGCUAUACAAGGAGAGACAUGUACAAUGAGCAAUUGAAGGGGACAUGAAGCAAUAGUUCUGAUGUUGAUUGUGCAAUUGAAUUCUUGAAGGCAAUGUGUGCUAGGGAUGAUAUGAUGUACUGGAGGCACACUGUCAAUCAGGAUGGAACCCUUUGAUACUUGUUUUGGUGUGAUGGAAUUAGUCGUAUGGACUACUCGGUGUUUGGUGAUGUUUUGGCCUUUGAUGCAACCUAUAAAAAAAUUAGGUACAAUACACCGUUAGUUAUUUUUUCUGGCGUAAACCAUCAUAAUCAAAGUGUUAUAUUUGGUAGUGCAAUUGUGGGUGUUGGAACAAAAUUUGUUUAGCAAUAAUAACCCUUAAGAGUUUUGAAGAUAACAAAAUAUUAAAAAUUGUCAA